GCGAUGAGGUGUGUGUGUUUGUGUGUGAGUGUGUGUGUGUGUGUGUGAGUGUGUGUGUGAGUGCACUGCUGCAUCUUUUACCCCUCACAGGAUUGCUUCUCCUGUUUGAGCAUAUUUAAAAAGGAAUAUUGACUGUUGCUAGUUGGCAUCUUUUAAGAGUGUAAUCAUCAUGGGCUGCUGCUCGGCGCGAUGCAUGCUGGUCCUGCUGUGCUGUUUUCAGCUGAUCACUGCGCUGGAGAGACAGGUGUUUGACUUCCUUGGCUUCCAGUGGGUUCCCAUCAUGAUAAACUUCAUUCACAUCAUCCUGGUCAUCCUGGGCAUAUUUGGUGCCAUACAGUGCAGAACACGCUACGUUAUCUUGUACCUGCUGUGGAUGCUCUUAUGGCUCAGCUGGAACAUCUUUGUUUGCUGUCUGUACUUGGACUUGGGAGGAAUUUCCAAAGAGAGUGACAUUCUCUCUCUUAGAGUGUCGUCGCAUCGCUCUUGGUGGAAGGAAAACGGGCCAGGCUGUCAAAGCGAGCGGCUUCCGUCCACGGGCUGGCAGAACCAGAACCAGGGGAACCCAGAGCUGACCACUGUGCUGAGCUGCUGGCUGGAGUACCAGUACAUAGAAGCCCUGCACAGCAUCAUCCAACUCUUUAUAUCACUCCCAGCAUUUGUUUAUGCUUGCUAUGCGGUCAGUCUUUUCUCCAACGAAGAGAAUACCUUCGAUACAAUUGGUGAGUUUCACAGCCCAUCCAAAUCACCUCACUUCUUCUACUAGUCUAAACAGCUGCGAUUAUAAGGAACCUUGUUGACAAAGACGACCACCCAUGUGAUGACAUUUCUUCAGCUGUUUGUCCUUAUUUAAAUCAUAUUUCAUGGAUGUUAAACUACAGUGAUGCGAAAAAAAAAGUACAAAUAGCAUGGUGUUUGAG
Molecule: messenger RNA, 917 nt
Organism: Entelurus aequoreus (snake pipefish)
Lineage: Eukaryota; Metazoa; Chordata; Actinopteri; Syngnathiformes; Syngnathidae
Gene: nkain5
Product: sodium/potassium transporting ATPase interacting 5
Exons: 7
Coding region: 170-763 (197 amino acids)
Biological process (GO): regulation of sodium ion transport
Source: RefSeq, a predicted model, not a curated record